AGAAACGCUGCAGUCACGUUUUUUUUGGAUGCCAUGCCAUGCUGCGGUAUCUCCGCUUGGCUCUCUGCAUCAAUGCGUGGUAGCGGACAAGAUGCGGAACCGCUCAAGGAAGCAGUUGAAGAACCCAUAGCUGUCAGUUGCACAACGCCAUCCUUUCAGAUGCCAUUGGAGUGGCACCCAGCCGUGGCCUUGAAGUUGCAGCAGCAUGCUGCGCAGCAGGCGGCCAAAACUGCGCAGUGGGCAGAGGUGAUUGGAUAUUCCACACCUUCCACCGUGGAUGUGGGAGGCGCCUCCCUUCGCUUGCGCCUAGACACCCCUGGUGUGCCUGGCAUGGAUCGCGCCGGGUCGCUGGCGCUGGGGAUCCGACGUGGGGAGGGGGACGCGUGGCUGCCGGCCAUUGCAGGAAUGCCUGGGCAUCACAAAGAUCGUGAAGGCCAUCCUCGUCAUGGCCUUUUGGAGGUCAUGGUCAUCGCUCGUCCCACGGUGCGUGGGAACGUGACUUUUUUGCAUGAGGAAGUGCUACGUAAGUGGACACCCGUGAGCCAGCAGGUGCAGCUGCUGCUGUUGUGGCGCCUGGGUGACUUCCACAUCGACGACGGCAGCGGCCCCUGGCUGCGCGACCGCAUUUUGAUUACGGCCUCAGAGGCGGAGGACCAGGCGCUGCCGUUGCCGGAAGCGCCUGGCCGUCAGGGCUUGGAUGGGCUGCUGCAGGGCAGCGGCCUAGUGGCGGUCAGAAAAGUGGAGGGCCCGCCGGCGGAUGAAUGGGAGCUGACCAGAAGGGGCCAGCUGCACAGAGAGGCCAAACUUGAGGAGCACCAGAUGCGCCAGAAGAUGCAAAGAGUCCCAUUUUCUGGAGAGCUGGCUGUGGAGGCUCUUGCGGGUCCGGACCAUGCCACCUUCAUCUUGGUGGAGCUGAACCGCACGCAAGACUCGGAGAUUUUGCAGGUUUUCCUGCAGCAAGACCUCUUGACCCGAUGCUUGCAUCAUAUCUUGACACCUGGGCCGCCCGGGUCGGUGAUGCUGAACACGGUGUGUGCCCUGUGCUUGGAAGUGAUUCGAGGUCCACAGAAUGCUUCCAUUCAGGCUGCCCGGGACAAGCUGCAUUGGGCCCAUUAUUGUGCUGUGCUGUCGAAGGGCUUGCUCUGUAGUGCCAAUCUGGGAGGCUCAAAGUUUUAUAUAAGAAUUGUGAACUUGGUGAACCGUGGUGUUUCAUCUAGUUGGGUCCGGUGGCUGGAAGAGUCAAGUGUGAGGCCGUAUGCCGCUUUCUGGAGGAAGGCAGCGGUUUGCAGGGAUUGGUGCGUCAAACGUUGCAUUUGCAGCACCGGGGCAUCACCAGUUUCGAAUUCAAAUGAAUUCAACAAAAUGGGGGUUUCCCGAAAAAGGUGUGCCCCAAAUCAUCGGUUUCUCCAUCGAAAACACCAUAAAACACCUAUCAUUUGGAUGAUUUUGGGGUCCCCAUGA
This is a messenger RNA of Cladocopium goreaui, 1461 nucleotides long. Lineage: Eukaryota; Dinophyceae; Suessiales; Symbiodiniaceae. The record is from the annotation of a GenBank genome assembly.